Molecule: messenger RNA, 2013 nt
Organism: Colletotrichum paranaense
Lineage: Eukaryota; Fungi; Ascomycota; Sordariomycetes; Glomerellales; Glomerellaceae
Product: HET domain-containing protein
Exons: 2
Coding region: 1-2013 (670 amino acids)
Source: RefSeq, a predicted model, not a curated record
AUGGACCUAUUCCAAUACGAACCCCUAGACCUUACAGGGAAAUCCUUCCGGCUACUCAUGCUUCAUCCGGGAUCCACCGGCGAGAUAUCCUGUGAUAUCUUUGAAGCAAGCCUGGAUUCCGACGGUAUUAUACCCUACGAAGCUUUGUCAUAUGCGUGGGGUAGCAUUGGUCUCUCGGCCUCCAUCAUUGCCAACGGCAAAACUCUCCGCAUCACGAACAAUCUGUUCACUGCUUUGAGCCAUGUCCGAGAUGACUCGAUUGGCAGAGUGAUGUGGAUCGACGCUGUCUGCAUUGACCAGGCCAAUAUUGCUGAGCGAGGUCAUCAGGUUGGACAAAUGGCAGGUAUCUACAGAGGCGCAGAACAGGUCAUUAUUUGGCUUGGUCCGUCCACUUUCGAGACAAAGCUGCUCAUGGGUCAUCUGAAAGAGCUUCAGCGGUCUUUCGUUCGCCACAAGCGUCACGAAGACGACCUCGCAUGGGCGAAACAGAAGUGGUCGACCAUUCGCCAAGGCUCCGAACAAGAUCAAGCUGUUCUAGUCGAUCUCCAACGAAAUGCACUCCUUUCUCUUUUGAGCCAAACUUGGUUCACAAGGAUAUGGAUCUUACAGGAAGUCUCAAAUGCGCGCGUAGCCAUCGUGCAAUGCGGUAACCAGUUCGUCCAAGCUCAUAUGCUGAACAUUGCCUCGAAGCUUGUCGGCGUGACUCCGGAGGCUGGGUGCCAGGCCGUGCUAGAUCUAUUUCCAACCUCAUCGACCCAGAGAUCCCCAAGAAUGGAUGUAUUGCCAACCUUGUUGCAAAAGUUUCGAAAGAGCAAGGCAAGCGACCCCAGGGAUAUGGUUUACGCCCUUGUGGCCAUAGCCUCCGACGUCCCGGAAGGUGACUCGGACGGGAUUCUCACGCCAGACUACUUUAAAACCGAGAAGCAGCUCGUUGAAGAGCUCAGAAAAUAUCUGUUUCUUGAUUUGCAAUAUGGGAGGCACAUUUUCGAGUACACGAUGGUAUUGUUCCUCGAAGCCUUACCCCAAGAGACAGGAGGAAUCCUCAGGAGCUUCGUGGUCGAUGGUCUGACAGAGCACGUCCGUACGCUUCUUGAUAGAGGCCAAAGAUUCACCGUGGAUGGAGAAACGGUCGUCCGUUUGAUGACAGGAAAGGGCGGUCAUGGUGUCAAACUCCUCUCCGACCUGAUUGGUCUCGAGCACCAGAAUUUGAGAUUCGAUACACAAGGGAUGGCGACCGCGCUUGGGGUCUGCGACUACGCAACGGCAGAGAAGGUUAUAAACCUUCAUCAAGGUGACAUUCAAGUCGAUCGUCAUUUUGUCGAGGCUUUUUUCAAACGAGAACAAACCAGAAGUAACGUCACAAAGCUAUUCGUCGAACGAAAACGCCAUUCCAUCGAAGUCACACAAACAGGUUUUGAAUCGUUGCUAGAUAACUGCCACUCAGUAGCAAUAAUCAAAUUGUUUCUUGAACAUCAGAAACAAAUCUACAGAAUCACCGACUUCACUCUUCAAUUAGCCGCUUACGAGCGUGUUUUCAACCGAGGCCCCAGCAGGAGCGAUACCUUCACUAGAAUAAUCGAAAUUGCGGGUGAUCACACCGUUCAGACAAAAUUCGACUUAGAUGCGUUGCUGCGAUUGAUUCGAUGCCAUGACACGGGGAAAAUGGCGUUACUACUUGAAAGCCAUUUUAAGAAAGUUAGGGCCUUUGCUUGUGGAGGGUCUCCCGAGCGCAUUGUCUGGUCGUUAGACAUCAUGCCGGAUUCAGACUCAUCGCAAAUCAGGAAGGAGAUUGAAGACAUGAAGAACAACAUGAUCCGUAGCACCGAGUCAGAGCCAACGAUGACUCGGAUAAUUAGGGUCGAGACGGAAUCUAGCAACGAUCGAUGUAAAAAGAUUUCGAUUAUUCAGGCACAAGACAAGAAGGCUGUUGGUCGUCUAGAGUACCCACGAGGACAUCCGGUCAAAGAUCGCGGCGCAGACAUGAUCCGUCAUUCAUGUCAAGUAUCAGCUUGA